Molecule: messenger RNA, 1025 nt
Organism: Rhagoletis zephyria (snowberry fruit fly)
Lineage: Eukaryota; Metazoa; Arthropoda; Insecta; Diptera; Tephritidae
Source: RefSeq, a predicted model, not a curated record
AUGAGUCGCCGAGUUGAAAACGCUCCUGAAGAAGAGGUCAUAGAGGUGAACAGUGACGAUGAGGGAACCAUUGAUUUGGUUCCCUCAGGAGAUGAGGAUGACAGUCCACCGCCAUCGCCAGUCGCUCAUCCUAGACCACCGGAGGAAGAAGAAGAAAAUGAGGAGGAGGAGGAAGAUGAAGAGGCUCUGACAAAUCGGCAGUUCAAUGAGAUGUUUGUCUACCACACCACACCUCAAUCGCCUUCUGCCCGUUAUCCUUCUCCUCCUCCUCCUCGUCGUUUACCAUCCCCAAACAUUGCAACUGGAGUGAAUCUCAAUGAUCAAAAUGCUCCUCAAAAUACUACUGCUGCGGACCACCACCACGACCUUAACAAUGAACAACUUGGCAAUCACCAGGCAACUGAAACCGCAUUCAAACAACGGGGUCACCUGUGGUAUCACGCUAAAACGCACAUCGCUGAGAGGCAAUAUGUGUGUGAGUGGUGCCAGAAACGAUUCACCAGACAGGAACACCUAAAAGCCCACACUCGACUUCAUACCGGCGAGCGGCCGUACCAGUGUGACCAUUGUACGAAAGCAUUCGCCGACCGGAGUAACCUAGCCGUUCACAUGCGAAUUCACACUGGUGAACGGCCAUUCCGCUUGUGUGAGUGGUGCCAGAAACGAUUCACCAGACAGGAACACCUAAAAGCCCACACUCGACUUCAUACCGGCGAGCGGCCGUACCAGUGUGACCAUUGUACGAAAGCAUUCGCCGACCGGAGUAACCUAGCCGUUCACAUGCGAAUUCACACUGGUGAACGGCCAUUCCGCUGUAAACGGUGUCGGAAACGUUUCACCCAACAAGGUGACCUAACAAGACACCUUCUCAUACAUACCGGCGAGAAACCGUUUCAGUGUGACCAGUGCCCGCUAGCAUUCACCCACAAGGGUAACCUAAAAGUUCAUGCUAGAACUCACACCAACGAGCGGCCAUUUCGAUGUACGGUCUGCAAUAGUACAUUUACCCGCAAGGAUGGUUUCCA